UCCCCGGGGUGCGCAGUGCCCCCGGGCGGCCCGUGGAGCUGCGGGUACCGGUAACGGAGGAGUGAGCGGUGAGCGAGCGGUCGGGACCGGCGAAGUGAAGGCGCGCCCGCCCGGGGCCGGGCAUGUGCGACGGGGCGGCGGGCAGAACGCCCGGGCAAGGGCGUUUGAAGGAAACGUGAGGCGGCGGCGGAGGGAUGGAAGCGGCACCGGGCAGGAGCCCCGAGCCGCGGGAGAAGCCGCCGGUGUUGGAUGGGGAAGCGACGGGAGCGGCCCCGGCUUCGCCGGUGGCGGCGGAGCAGAUCGUGGCGGAGGGCGAGGCGGCGGCCACGGCGACGGCGGCGGGCACGUUCGUGCAACGGCAGCUCGGGGCCAUGCUGCAGCCCGCCGUGAAUAAGUUCUCGCUGCGCAUGUUCGGCAGCCACCGGGCCGUGGAGAUCGAACGGCAACGGGUGAAGUCGGCCGGUGCCUGGAUCAUCCAUCCCUACAGCGACUUCAGGUUCUACUGGGACCUCAUCAUGCUGCUGCUGAUGGUGGGGAAUCUGAUCAUCCUGCCCGUGGGCAUCACCUUCUUCAAGGAUGAGAACACCCCUCCCUGGAUCGUUUUCAACGUGCUGUCGGACACUUUCUUCUUGGCUGACCUGGUGCUGAACUUCCGGACAGGCAUCGUGGUGGAGGACAACACAGAGAUCAUCCUCGACCCGCACACCAUCAAAAUGAAGUACUUGAAGAGCUGGUUCCUGGUUGACUUCAUCUCCUCCAUCCCGGUGGAUUACAUCUUCCUCAUCGUCGACCUGGAGACGCAGGUGGAUUCUGACGUGUACAAGACAGCGCGGGCACUGCGCAUCGUGCGCUUCACCAAGAUCCUCAGCCUCCUGCGCCUGCUGCGCCUCUCGCGCCUCAUCCGCUACAUCCACCAGUGGGAGGAGAUCUUCCACAUGACAUACGACCUGGCCAGCGCUGUGGUGAGGAUCUUCAACCUCAUCGGCAUGAUGCUGCUGCUGUGUCACUGGGACGGCUGCCUCCAGUUCCUGGUGCCCAUGCUGCAAGACUUCCCCGAGGACUGCUGGGUCUCCAUCAACCACAUGGUGAACGACUCCUGGGGGAAGCAGUACUCGCACGCGCUCUUCAAGGCCAUGAGCCACAUGCUCUGCAUCGGCUACGGGCAGCAGGCACCGGAGGGCAUGACCGACGUGUGGCUCACCAUGCUGAGCAUGAUCGUGGGCGCCACGUGCUACGCCAUGUUCAUCGGCCACGCCACCGCCCUCAUCCAGUCGCUGGACUCGUCCCGGCGCCAGUACCAGGAGAAGUACAAGCAAGUGGAGCAGUACAUGUCAUUCCACAAGCUGCCUGGGGACACACGCCAGCGCAUCCACGAGUACUACGAGCACCGCUACCAGGGCAAGAUGUUUGACGAGGAGAACAUCCUGGGGGAGCUCAGCGAGCCGCUCAAAGAGGAGAUCAUCAACUUCAACUGCCGCAACCUGGUGGCCAACAUGCCCCUGUUUGCCAACGCGGACCCCAACUUUGUGACAGCCAUGCUGACCAAGCUGCGCUUCGAGGUCUUCCAGCCCGGGGACUUCAUCAUCCGCGAGGGCACCGUCGGCAAGAAGAUGUACUUCAUCCAGCACGGGGUGGUCAGCAUCCUCACCAAGGGCAACAAGGAGACAAAGCUGUCUGAUGGCUCCUACUUUGGGGAAAUCUGCCUGCUGACACGGGGCCGGCGCACGGCCAGCGUGCGCGCUGACACCUACUGCCGCCUCUACUCCUUGUCCGUGGAUAACUUCAACGAGGUGCUGGAGGAGUACCCCAUGAUGCGCAGGGCCUUCGAGACCGUGGCCAUGGACCGGCUGGACCGCAUAGGGAAGAAGAACUCCAUCUUGCUCCGCAAGCGGGCCGAGCACAGCUCGGGGCCCAUGAACAACGAGAUGAUCCAGCAGAUCGUGAAGCACGACCAGGACAUGGCGCACAACAUCCAGGACCUGCAGCAGAUGGCCAUGGGCCGGGAGCUCAGCGGCAAGCCGGUGAUCUGGGAGCCGCUGGUGCACGCCCCGCUGCAGACGGCGGCCGCCACCACCAACGUGGCCAUCGCCUUGACCCACCAGCACAGCCUGCAGGCGCACAUCUUCCUGCCGCCCUCCUCCAUCGCCAGCCCGCUCUCCCCCGAGGCCACGCUGCUCGCCAAGCCCGUGCGCCGCUCCCAGCCCAGCCUGGGGGGCUCCCGGCCCUCCUCCAUGAGCUCCCCGUCGGCGCCGCAGUCCCACCUCCAGACGCCCGCCGCCGGGUCCCCGUCCUCGCCCAUGGUGCAGCCGCUGGAGGGCUCGGGGCAGAGACCCAGCCCCGGGGCACCGGCGCUUCCGCGCCCGGCGCCCAAGGGGGACCCCGCGGCCAAGCAGCCCCCGGCCGGCCCCCAGCCGCAGCUCUCCCGGUCCCGCGGCGCCUCGGUGUCCACGUCGCUGCUGCAGCAGGCGGCCGGGGCCCCGUCCCCCAGCUCGGAGCAGGCGCUGCCGCCCGGGAGAACGCUGCACUACAGCCUGUCCCGAGCCACCGGCUCCCACAUCUCGCUCCUGAUGCAGCCGCAGCAGCUGGUGAAGCACCGGAGCAUCCAGGGCCUGCCGGUGGGGCGGCUCACCCAGGACGUCCGGCUCCUCUCCGCAUCCCAGCCCUCCCUUCCCAACAGAGUGGCCCAGCAAGGCGACGGCAGCUCCCUGCAGCAGGGCAGGAAGUCCGCGGGGAGCCUGGCCCGCCGGUCCUCGCCCUCGGUCGCCGGGCUCCUGGCCAAGCCGUGCCCGGGGCUGCCAGCCCAGCACUCGCAGCAGAUGCCUUCAGGAUCGCUGGCUCAACCCAGCCGCACCGUGGCCGGGGCAUCCACGCCGCAGUCCCCGGUGUCCGCGUCCCGGCAGGCAGCAGGUCCCUCCCGCAAGGGCUCCGUGGCCUUCAGCCCCGAGGUGGAAACGGGGAAGCCCAAACUCCAGUCCAACAUGUGAGUCCCGGGUACAGGCAGGAGGGAGCCGGGCACCCGGCGGCACAGGCGGGGAGGGAAGACGAGGUGAGAGGCGGCGCCGUGGCUGUGGACCGGCUGCUCCGGGUGUGGGGCAGCCCCUGGGUGAGGAGGGGGCUCUGCCGACUGCCCUGUGGGUCCCACCCGGGCUCUCCCCUUGCUCCAUCACCACCCACCCUCCUCCUGGAGGCAGCAGGACGGGUCAGAGCCCUCGCCCGACUCCUGGGGAGCCAUCUCCCCACAGCUGCUCCGUGGGGUCCGUGCCCCACCGUGCUCUGCCCUCGCUCCCCACUGCCCCUCCUUGGGGCCAGGCCAGUGCUGGGGUCUCCUCCAGCCUGUCCUGUCACAGCAGGGGCUGCCACGCACCCUCCUCGGUCCCCAGACAGCUCUGCCAGCACCUUUGCUUUGGGGAGAGGAGGGAGAGGCCCCAGUGCUGGGGCAGAGUGAGGGGUUCGGAGCCCAUGGCAGGAGCCAGGUCCCCCUCUCUGAGGCCCUGGACGCAGUGCCCAGACCCGGGGGUCCCAGGCAGGGUCCCUCUGGGGUGACGAGUGCCAGGCAGCAGAGCUGGGGGCAGAUGGGUUUCUCAUGGAGAGGCACCCUGAGGUGCCUCUCCCCAGCCUGGGGGAGCAUCUUGCCUCCAUCAAGGGGUCCAGGUGCCGUCACCUAGCCCCUCUCCAUGCUCCAUCAAGGGGGCAGCCCUGGGGUGACCCCGCUGCCUGAGGGGAUGCUCAGCCUGGGUUCUACUCCCUCCCUGUGCUGUGGUCCCAGUUCCAGGCACCACAGUGAGCAUGAGGGUGUCUGGAGGAGAUGCAGUGCCCAGGUGAAGUGUGGGGCUGUGGAGCUGCCUCCCCUCACCCUUCUGGGUCUCUGUUUUGGGGGGCAGGAGCCUGGGUUCCCCAUGGCCAGCCCACACCACCCCUCGGGAACCAGUAGUCAGCAAUGUAUGUUCAAGCUGUGGCUCUGCCCAGCCGCUGAGCUCUGCUUGCAGUGUCGCUUUGGGCCGCCCGUGUUACCAGUCCUGGUUAAAGUAGUGUGUCGUCCCCCCCCGUCCCCACCACGCUGCGCAAGCUGCUUCCCACUACCGGGGUCAGGAACCAUGGCUUGUAGUUGUGCUCUGGGGCCUGGCUGCCACGGAAAAGGGCCCCCGUGCAGCGGGCGAGGGCCUUGUUCUACGUGGUCCUUUCUCAAAGUGAGGUCUUCAGUUCCCCCCCCAUCGCGUUUUGGGACGUCGGGACCGGUGCAGCCCGCAGGGCACCGCAGCCCGGCCGGGAUCCCGCCAGCGCGUCCAGCGGAGGGGAUGUCCAGCACUGCCUUCUUCCCAUGGACCUCAGCUCUCCCCUGCCCGCAUCCCGCUCCAUCCCCAUGGUCGGUGUGUCCCCGGCAGCCCCUCGGGAAGGGGUCUGCGGCGGGGCCGUGUAGUCAGGCGUCCCCAGGCUGUGUGCUGUAGAUGUGUUAACCCAUCCUUAGGUGUCCCCGCAGAGCCCGCGGGCUGGCCCGGACGGCACCGAGCUCAGCUCUGCCCCCGUUGCGGCCAGAGCCACCCCCGGUGUGGAGGCAGGAGGGGCCGCCGGGGGUGCUGGUGUCUCCGCGGCGUGCGCGGGCACAAGUCUAAGGCACCAAAGACCACGCUCCUCCACUCGCACUCACGGCAGUCCAUGUACAGAGCUUGUAGUUUUCAUAUCGCAGAGGAUUUAAAAGCGUUUUUUUAUUUUUGGUCGUUGUACAUAAUGGAUUUAAAUAAUAAAGAGAGAUUCCGA
Molecule: messenger RNA, 4755 nt
Organism: Pezoporus occidentalis (night parrot)
Lineage: Eukaryota; Metazoa; Chordata; Aves; Psittaciformes; Psittacidae
Gene: HCN3
Product: hyperpolarization activated cyclic nucleotide gated potassium channel 3
Exons: 8
Coding region: 195-2984 (929 amino acids)
Biological process (GO): sodium ion transmembrane transport; regulation of membrane depolarization; potassium ion transmembrane transport
Cellular component (GO): HCN channel complex; membrane; axon
Molecular function (GO): voltage-gated potassium channel activity
Source: RefSeq, a predicted model, not a curated record